ACGAAAAUAGGCAGGGAACAUCUGCCUGUUAAAAGCAUGUUUCUAUUCAGUUUAACUAGUGGAUAUAUAUUUUAAACUUUAAUCAGGUGGUUGCUGUAUGCCACAUGCGCAACACACUGUCUGAAACCAACUUGCAAACGUUUAAAAUCUUUUAUAUACAAAAAUAAGAGCGGUUUUUGUGUCUUGCAACGGUCUAAUGAAGAUAUAAGGAUAAGUUCACAUUGUUCUGGGCAAGUUUCGUAUAGCUUGGACAAUCUGAAGUGGUAAAUGUACAGAGUUGAAUAGAAAACUGCCUUAUUACCUGAUCAUGUUCAUUACAACGGAACCGGUUCCUCGCUCAAACUCGGUCGAUGUAUCGUUGCAACAAAUAAUAUAAGGAAGUUUUAGGAAGGCAGUAAUAUUGUUCACAACAAUUCAAUAUAGUCUUAUGAGGAAAAUUGACAAUCCCUUAGCAGCACAGCUUUGAAACGGAUCGGUUACAAGUUUCGAUCUCGGCUUUGACAUACUUGAACAAAUGUUCGGAGCAAAUUCAUUAUGAUUUGUGGAAGAGUAUUUCCACAAUGACAAAAGUAGCUCUGAUUAUCGUUAACAAAGAAUUUCAUGUACAAGAAACAGAUGAUAAAAGAUGCGGUGCGACCAAAGACUUCCAGAAAAUGUGUUGGAUGUUUGCCGAACUUGGAUUUAUCGUGAUUCAUCGCUUCAAUCAGACAUCAAAGGGAAUCCGGACUGCAAUUAAAGAUGCGUGCAGUAUACCAAGCGAGUGUUUCGUUCUCGUGCUGAGCACACACGGUGAGGAGAGUUACCUACCCAAGGACAGCAAUACACACGGGGGCGAAACAGGCCUACGGGCGAAGGUAUAUGAUCAAAUGGUACUGGGGAUUGACGGACAGGCGCUCUCUGUGAAUAAUCUUCUAAAGGAAAUAGACAACAACGCACUGAAGAAUAUGCCAAAAAUAUGUUUUAUUCAGGCUUGUCGUUCAAUUGAGGGCAAUCAAACAAUUGCAAUUGACGAGGGCACAAGUGUAUUUGUUCAGGAGCAGUUUGACAAAACAGAUGGCGGGAUUCUCCACUUUAACAUUCAAAACAAGGUCAUAUGGUAUGAUGACGACGUUGUUCAAGCCGUGAACGCAGAGACCGAAGGAAAAAAGGUACACCAAACGGUUAAUGAUGGAGAAGAAACAUAUGCAUUCGGGAACUUGUGUGUUCAACAAAGUCCAUUUGAUCUGCCCGAUUCGGAUAACGAGGAUGGCGAAGUCACGCCCGAUGUGCGGGGUGCUGCUGAUUCGAAGACUAUGCCCAAAGAGGCUACUCUGGUGGCUCCCGUCGAUUGCCCCACCAACUUCCUUGUUAUGUACCCUGUUCAACCGCAUAAAUAUGCUUUGCGAAAGGCUGACACGGGAUCGUUGAUGCUCUACUACAUGUUCAAACUGCGGAACAUGUUGAAGAACGAUGGUCGUAUCUUGUCGUAUCUGACCACAGUCCUGCGUGCGAUGGCCGAUCACACAUCGCAUUACAAAGGUCAAGAAAUAAAAAUGUGUGGAACUAUAUACCACAGGCUGACCCGUGAAGUUUUUCUUAAAAAUACACACGCACCGACAAAGCAGUUCGAAACCUGGAAGUCAAUGCUUAAAUCGAAAAGAAAAUGAUAAACUUCAUGCUACUUACCGUAACUAUGUUUUUGAACGGUGGCAAACGGAUUGUGACAUAUUACCAGACAUGUUCGAAAAAUUUAAGUAUUUGCUUUUCAAAUAUUAAUUAUUUUCCAUCAAAAUUGAUUCCGAUAUAGUAUUAUUAUAAUUAUCAAUAUCAGCAUUAAUUAUAUAGACUAUGUCAUUUUUAAGAUAUCGGUUAAGGUGAGGAAGUUAACUUAAACUUACACAAACUUGCACUUUGAAUAGAAUAAGAGUAGGUAUCAGACGCAUUAAAAAAUUUAAAUGUGUGUCUUCUUUAAACUGUACUAUUGUGAAAUGUAAUUAUAUUCUUUUGAGUCAGGUGGUUGGUUGGCAAUACAAGGAUAAUGGCGUUCAAAGUUAUAAACAUGUAUUUAUCGCAACAACUUAAAGCUUAUGACAGUAGGCUCUCAAAACAACAGCCCGAAAAUUGUGGAUUACAAUAUUAUACAAAACUUAAAUUCUAUUUACUGUAUCCACGAUUUCCAAAUAUACGAUAACAUUAUAUGGGUAUUGCUGUUUAAAUAGUUUUUGAGCGGUUGGUUAUGUUAAAAUAUUCCGCCAUGGCCACCCCCCCCCCCCCGUUACCAAAAACCCAUAUUGUGUCUGUAAACUAUUUUUUGCAUCGCAUUUCUUUUUUGUAACAGUUUAUGUAUGUUAUUUUCGUGUUUUACGGAUACAAGUUUGAAGUGGCGUUAAGAAACCUAUAAAUAUUGCUAACUUAUUAUUAACUGAAACUAAUGUUGAAUAAUAUAUUGGUAAUACAAUAUGAACACCAACAUAUUCGUUGAUAAGUCUGUUGAACAACAAUAAGUUUACACAGCCUCAACUUUCUUUGUGCUUAUUACCUACGUACACAUUGGUGCAUAUACAUUGUUUCUAUGGAUAUAAAUUGUUCAAACUUUUGCAAAGUCGCCAUAUGUAAGUAACUAGUAACUUUUAGAAAACGUGCAUAUGCGUGUUUUUUAAUUAAAUCGGUGUUGAAACUUUCUUAUAUUUAAAUGUGUGUACUGUUUCUUUAUGUAUACUUUCCGGUGAACUUUCGUGCGUCUUCAAUUAAACUCGACCCUCAA
Messenger RNA from Dreissena polymorpha, 2743 nucleotides. RefSeq lists its product as uncharacterized. The record is from RefSeq and is a predicted model, not a curated record. The transcript has 8 exons. Bases 561 to 1646 code for a protein of 361 amino acids. Gene Ontology annotation, biological process: proteolysis. Gene Ontology annotation, molecular function: cysteine-type endopeptidase activity. NCBI's taxonomy places the organism in Eukaryota, Metazoa, Mollusca, Bivalvia, Myida, Dreissenidae.